Molecule: messenger RNA, 1096 nt
Organism: Drosophila serrata
Lineage: Eukaryota; Metazoa; Arthropoda; Insecta; Diptera; Drosophilidae
Gene: Cdk1
Product: Cyclin-dependent kinase 1
Biological process (GO): G2/M transition of mitotic cell cycle; protein phosphorylation; mitotic G2 DNA damage checkpoint signaling
Cellular component (GO): nucleus
Molecular function (GO): ATP binding; cyclin-dependent protein serine/threonine kinase activity
Source: RefSeq, a predicted model, not a curated record
GCUUUUGACAGUCCGGCAACAUUGGGUGUCUAACAUUAAAAACGCGCUAAUUUAAGUCUGUUGUUUGAAAAAUUCUACGCCGAUCAUGGAAGAUUUCGAGAAAAUUGAGAAGAUCGGAGAGGGCACAUAUGGUGUGGUGUAUAAAGGACGAAACCGGGUAACGGGGCAAAUAGUCGCUAUGAAGAAAAUUCGUCUGGAAUCGGAUGAGGAAGGCGUCCCUUCGACAGCAAUCAGGGAAAUUUCAUUGCUAAGAGAGUUAAAACAUGAAAACAUUGUCUGCUUGGAGGACGUUCUGAUGGAGGAGAACCGCAUAUAUCUAAUCUUUGAAUUCCUCUCGAUGGACCUUAAAAAGUACAUGGACUCGCUCCCGGCGGACAAGUAUAUGGAGACUGAUUUGGUCAGGAGUUACUUGUACCAGAUAACGAGUGCUAUUCUCUAUUGCCACCGUCGCCGUGUGCUACAUCGUGAUCUGAAGCCACAGAAUUUGUUGAUUGACAAGAACGGCCUGAUAAAGGUCGCUGACUUUGGGCUGGGACGAUCCUUUGGCAUUCCUGUACGGAUCUACACGCACGAGAUCGUUACACUGUGGUACCGGGCACCGGAGGUCUUGUUAGGCUCUCCUCGAUACUCCUGUCCGGUCGACAUAUGGUCCAUUGGUUGCAUAUUCGCUGAGAUGGCAACGAGGAAACCGCUGUUUCAGGGCGACUCGGAAAUCGAUCAACUAUUCCGAAUGUUUAGAAUUCUCAAAACUCCAACUGAAGACAUUUGGCCAGGCGUAACCUCACUUCCCGACUAUAAGAAUACAUUUCCCUGCUGGUCGAACAAUCAAUUAACCAACCAGCUGAAGAAUCUCGAUGCCAACGGUAUUAAUCUCAUCCAGAAAAUGCUAAUCUACGAUCCUGUUCACCGCAUUUCCGCCAAUGAUGUACUGCAGCAUCCCUACUUUGAUGGGUUCCAGACAGGUUUUGUAAAGAAAUAAUGUGUGUGUGUAUGUGUUGUCUUCUGUGUUUGAAAUCUAUAUAAGUUAAGCAGAAACGAAAGUAAUCUUUACAUUUUCCGAAAACUAAACCAUAGAAUUAAAUGUGUAAACAAUGUU